GCAGCAGCGGCGGCGGCAGCUCCGGGCUCGGCAGCCGCGCCGGCGGCGCACCCCCCGGCCCCCUGUCCGGCCGCCCCGGCCUCGGCUCCCGCGGGGGGACACCAUGUACUGGCUGGCGGCGCAGGGAGGCCGGCGCCCGGCGGGGAUGUUGGGUUAACGGCAUGGAGAACAGUCACCCCCCCCACCACCACCACCAGCAGCCCCCGCCGCAGCCCGGCCCUUCGGGCGAGAGGAGGAACCACCAUUGGAGAAGUUACAAGUUGAUGAUUGACCCGGCUUUGAAAAAGGGGCAUCAUAAACUGUACCGCUACGAUGGGCAGCAUUUCAGCCUGGCGAUGUCCAGCAACCGCCCGGUGGAAAUUGUUGAAGAUCCCCGGGUCGUCGGCAUCUGGACGAAAAACAAGGAGCUGGAGCUGUCGGUGCCCAAAUUCAAGAUCGAUGAAUUCUACGUGGGCCCCGUGCCUCCGAAGCAGGUGACAUUUGCCAAGCUGAAUGAUAACAUCCGUGAAAACUUCCUGAGGGACAUGUGCAAGAAGUAUGGAGAGGUGGAGGAGGUGGAGAUUUUGUACAACCCCAAGACCAAGAAGCACUUGGGCAUUGCCAAGGUGGUCUUUGCCACAGUCAGGGGAGCCAAGGAGGCGGUUCAGCACCUGCAUAGCACUUCGGUCAUGGGCAAUAUCAUCCACGUGGAGCUGGACACCAAAGGGGAAACCCGCAUGCGGUUCUAUGAACUGUUGGUCACUGGUCGAUACACACCACAGACCCUCCCAGUGGGUGAACUGGACGCCGUCUCUCCAAUCGUGAACGAGAGCCUACAGCUAUCAGAUGCCCUGAAGCGCCUCAAGGAUGGUGGCCUGUCUGCAGGCUGUGGCUCUGGCUCAUCCUCUGUCACCCCCAAUAGUGGUGGUACACCCUUCUCCCAGGACACUGCGUACUCCAGCUGCCGCCUAGACACACCCAACUCCUACGGACAGGGCACGCCGCUCACGCCACGCCUGGGCACCCCCUUCUCACAGGACUCCAGCUACUCCAGCCGCCAGCCCACACCCUCCUACCUCUUCAGCCAGGAUCCCACAGUGACCUUCAAGGCCCGGCGCCAUGAGAGCAAGUUCACAGAUGCCUAUAACCGCCGCCAUGAGCAUCAUUAUGUCCACAACUCUUCUGCAGUCACUGCAGUGGCAGGCGCCCCCACUGCCUUCAGGGGCUCUGUGGACCUCCCGUUCGGGGUGGUCAGCAGCAGUGGGGGCAGCAGCGGUCCUCCGUUCAAGGCCCAACCACAGGAUUCAGCUACCUUUGCCCACACUCCACCACCUGCCCAAGCAAACCCUGCUCCUGGAGUCACAUUCAAGUCGGCUUUCUCUCCGUAUCAGACCCCUGUGCCCCCUUUCCCCCCACCCACCGAGGAGCCCACCACCACAACCACCUUUGGGGCCCGGGACAGUGGGGAGUUUCGGAGAGCACCAGCGCCCCCACCCCUGCCGCCCACUGAUCCUCUGACCAAGGAGAAGCCAGGCACACCGCCUGGCCCACCACCUCCUGAUGCCAACAGCAUGGAGCUGGGUGGCCGGCCGACCUUUGGCUGGAGUCCUGAGCCCUGUGACAGUCCAGGCACGCCUACGCUGGAGUCGUCUCCUGCUGGGCUGGAGAAGCUGCAUGAUAGCCUAGACUCACGCAUUGAGAUGCUGCUGAAGGAGCAGCGCACCAAGCUGCCCUUCCUUCGGGAGCAGGACUCAGACACAGAGCUGCAGAUGGAGGGCAGCCCUAUCUCCUCCUCCUCCUCUCAACUCUCCCCAUUGGCCCCCUUUGGCACUAACUCCCAGCUGGGCUUCCGAGGCCCCACACCACCCUCCUCACGUCCCUCCAGCACCGGCCUGGAGGAUAUCAGCCCCACACCACUGCCUGACUCGGACGAGGAUGAUGAGCUUGACCUGGGCCUGGGGCCCCGGCCUCCACCUGAGCCAGGUCCCCCGGACCCCACCAGUCUUCUGGGCCAGACAACUGAGGUAGCUGUGGACCUGGCUGGAGACAGGACCCCAACCUCAGAGAAGAUGGAUGAGGGCCAGCAGUCCUCUGGUGAGGACAUGGAGAUCUCGGAUGACGAGAUGCCCCCGGCCCCCAUCACCAGUGCUGACUGCCCCAAGCCCAUGGUGGUGGCCCCAGGGGCAGCAGCUGUGGCAGCUCCCUCGGUGCUGGCCCCGACCCUGCCGCUGCCCCCACCCCCUGGCUUCCCACCACUGCCCCCACCCCCGCCCCCGCCUCCACCACAGCCUGGCUUUCCCAUGCCCCCUCCUCUGCCCCCGCCCCCACCUCCCCCGCCCCCCGCCCAUCCAGCUGUGACAGUGCCCCCACCACCCUUGCCGGCACCCCCACCUGGGGUCCCACCCCCGCCUAUCCUGCCGCCACUGCCGCCCUUCCCACCAGGGCUGUUUCCAGUGAUGCAGGUGGACAUGAGCCACGUGCUGGGUGGCCAGUGGGGCGGCAUGCCCAUGUCCUUCCAGAUGCAAACACAGAUGCUGAGCCGUCUGAUGACUGGCCAGGGAGCCUGUCCCUACCCGCACUUCAUGGCCGCCGCCGCCGCAGCUGCCUCAGCUGGGCUGCAGUUUGUCAACCUGCCACCCUACCGCAGUCCCUUCUCACUGAGCAACACCGGCCCUGGCCGAGGGCAGCCCUGGCCACCCCUGCCCAAGUUUGAUCCAUCAGUUCCGCCACCGGGCUAUGUGCCACGCCAGGAGGACCCACACAAGGCCACUGUGGAUGGCGUCCUGCUGGUCGUGCUCAAAGAGCUCAAGGCCAUCAUGAAGCGUGACCUGAAUCGCAAGAUGGUGGAGGUGGUGGCCUUCCGGGCCUUUGAUGAGUGGUGGGACAAGAAAGAACGGAUGGCCAAGGCCUCCCUGACCCCUGUGAAGUCGGGCGAGCACAAGGAUGAGGACAGGCCAAAGCCCAAGGACCGCAUGGCCUCAUGCCUGCUGGAGUCAUGGGGCAAGGGUGAGGGCCUGGGCUAUGAGGGUCUUGGCCUGGGCAUUGGCCUGCGCGGGGCCAUCCGCCUGCCCUCCUUCAAGGUCAAGAGGAAGGAGCCUCCGGACACAACCUCAUCCAGUGACCAGAAGCGGCUGCGGCCCUCAACCUCUGUGGACGAGGAAGAUGAAGAGUCGGAGCGGGAGCGGGAGCGGGACAUGGUGGAUGCCCCCUGCGAGCUGGCCAAGCGGGACCCCAAGGGUGUGGGUGUGCGGCGGCGGCCUGCCCGGCCGCUGGAGCUGGACAGUGGCGGGGAGGAAGACGAGAAGGAGUCCUCGUCGGCAUCCUCGUCCUCGUCGGCAUCCUCGUCCUCGGCAUCCUCAACGGCCUCGCCUUCAUCCUCAGCCUCCGACGAGGAGGAGCGGGAGGGCACCGAGGGGGACGAGGAGGGCGAGGAGGAGGAGGAGGAGGGCCCUGGGAGCCAGAUCUCCUCCUCCUCGACCUCGUCCACGUCAGAUAAGGGUGACGAUGGUGAAGAUAGCGAUGGCCGGGACGAGUCUGAGGAUGGCGAGGACACAGCCCUGUCAGGGGCGAGUGAGAAGGAGGAAGGGGACUCAGGUGGAGAGGAGACAGUGAGCAUCGCCGCCUCCCAGGCUGGAGCCAGGUCCUCCAGCGAGAGCUCCGAAUCUUCUGAGUUCGAGUCAAGCUCUGAGUCCUCAUCGUCAUCCUCAGAGGAUGAAGAGGAGUUGGUGGCAGGAGAGGAGGAGGAAGAUGAGGAGGAGGAAGAGGUGGAGGCAGCCACAGAUGAGAGCAUGGCUCCAGCUGCUCCUGACAAGGACUUGGAGAAGGAUGAGGACACAGGGGCACCCGCGAUGGAGUCCUUGGAUGCGGAAGAGGAGGCGGACAUUGAGGCUGAGGACCGGGCCCCUGAGGAGCAGACUGGCAUGCUGGAAGAUGCCCCCCUGCCUGUGGUCAUUGAGCUGGCUGGCUGCAAGGAACCCCCCAAGGAGUCAGGCUUAAAUCAGGAAGGGACGAGGUUGUUGUCUGCAGAGCUCCCUACCAGAGAGAUGGAAGUCCAGCCCCCACCGUCCCUGGAGCCCACCCCAGAGGGUAACUUGGAAGCAGAGCCUGAGCGUCCAACGCUGCUCUCCUUGCCCGUGCAGCCACCACUGCCACCACCACUGCCACCCCCUCGGCCACCCCGGCCGCCCAGCCCGCCGCCGGAGCCUGAGACCCCAGAUCCCCCACACCCCUCUGUCCCUCUGGAGCCUCCCUCUGAGGACCAGCCCCCACGUACUCCAGGCCUUUGUGGUAAUCUGUCCAAGUCGCAGAGCACAGAAACAGUGCCAGCCACACCGAGUGGGGAGCCCCCACUAUCAGGAGGCAGCAGCAGCCUGUCACUGAGCUCCCCACAGGUGCCCGGCAGUCCCUUUUCUUACCCAUCCCAGUCUCCCAGCUUGAGCAGUGGGGGCCUCCCAAGGACACCUGGCCGGGACUUCAGCUUUACUCCCACCUUCCCCGAGCCUGGGGGGCCCCUGCUCCUGCCUGUCUGCCCCCUCCCAGCUGGCCGGCGUGAUGAGCGGUCUGGCCCCCUGGCCUCCCCGGUGCUCCUCGAGGCAGGCCUGCCGCUCCCCCUGCCCUUGCCCUUACCCCUGCCCUUGGCAUUGCCUGUUCCUGUCCUGAGGGCCCAGACUCGGGCCCCUGCCCAGCUGCCACCCCUGCUGCCUGCCCAGCUGGCUCCAUGCCCACCCCCCAUCAAGAGGAAGCCGGGCCGGCCCCGGCGAUCCCCGCCGGCUGUGCUCUCCUUGGAUGGGCCCUUGGUCCGGCCACCAGGAGGGGCUGCCCUCGGCAGGGACCUCCUGCUCCUGCCGGGCCAGCCACAGACCCCUGUCUUCCCCAGCACCCAUGACCCCCGGGCUGUGACCCUGGACUUCCGGAACGCGGGGAUCCCAGCCCCCCCACCGCCCUUGCCCCCUCAGCCCCCACCACCUCCACCUCCACCACCUGUUGAGCCUGCCAAGCUGCCCUUUAAGGAGCUAGAGAACCAGUGGCCCUCUGAGGCCAUCCCUCCGGGUCCCCGAGGGCGUGAUGAGGUCACCGAGGAGUUCAUGGACCUGGCCAAGGUGCGGGGGCCCUGGCGUCGGCCGCCUAAGAAGCGCCAUGAGGAUCUGGUAGCCUCGGCCUCGCCUGAGCUCUCACCACCACAGCCCCUCUUCCGGCCCCGGUCAGAGUUUGAGGAGAUGACCAUCCUGUAUGACAUCUGGAAUGGUGGCAUUGAUGAGGAGGACAUCCGCUUCUUGUGCAUCACCUAUGAACGGCUGCUGCAGCAGGACAACGGCAUGGACUGGCUCAAUGACACCCUCUGGGUCUACCAUCCCUCCACCAGCCUCUCUUCAGCUAAGAAAAAGAAACGGGAUGACGGCAUCCGUGAGCAUGUGACAGGCUGUGCCCGCAGCGAGGGCUUCUACACUAUCGACAAGAAGGACAAGCUCAGAUACCUCAACAGCAGCCGCGCCAGCACCGAUGAGCCCCCCACAGACACCCAGGGCAUGAGCAUCCCAGCGCAGCCCCACGCCUCCACGCGGGCGGGCUCGGAGAGGCGCUCAGAGCAGCGCCGCCUGUUGUCGUCUUUCACUGGCAGCUGUGACAGCGACCUGCUCAAGUUCAACCAGCUCAAGUUCCGUAAGAAAAAGCUGAAAUUCUGCAAGAGCCACAUUCACGACUGGGGCCUGUUUGCCAUGGAGCCCAUUGCUGCUGAUGAGAUGGUCAUUGAGUAUGUGGGCCAGAACAUCCGCCAGGUGAUUGCGGACAUGCGGGAGAAACGCUAUGAGGAUGAGGGCAUUGGUAGCAGCUACAUGUUCCGGGUGGACCACGACACCAUCAUUGACGCCACCAAGUGCGGCAACUUCGCACGCUUCAUUAAUCACAGCUGCAACCCUAACUGCUACGCCAAGGUGAUCACGGUAGAGUCGCAGAAGAAGAUAGUCAUCUACUCAAAGCAACACAUCAACGUCAACGAGGAGAUCACCUAUGACUACAAGUUCCCAAUCGAGGAUGUCAAAAUCCCCUGUCUCUGCGGCUCCGAGAACUGCCGGGGGACCCUCAACUAGGCUGGCGCUGGCACCCAGAGGAAGCAUGCCAGCCGCCGCCCUGGGUCUGCGGAGCGCGGACCCCACGGCCCCAGGGCCCGGCCCCCUUCCACCCCAUUUCAGGUGCUGUCCCUCUACCCAGCGGCCAUGUCAGGGCUGGCGCUCCCAACACUACCCCAGGACCUGCCCACAGCUCCAGCCCCCUCAGGGGGAAAGGGCUUCUCUGUCUCAGCCCAUGUCUCUUUUGUUUUUUAAAGACUCCCUUCAGGAUCUUUGUUUGAUGCCAACAUAAACCUCCCUGUCUCUGUCUCUCCCUGGCUCUCCCCUCCC
Messenger RNA from Manis javanica (Malayan pangolin), 6374 nucleotides. RefSeq names its product SET domain containing 1B, histone lysine methyltransferase (gene SETD1B). NCBI's taxonomy places the organism in Eukaryota, Metazoa, Chordata, Mammalia, Pholidota, Manidae. The record is from RefSeq and is a predicted model, not a curated record. Gene Ontology annotation, molecular function: protein binding; RNA binding; histone H3K4 methyltransferase activity. Gene Ontology annotation, cellular component: Set1C/COMPASS complex.